Messenger RNA from Cryptomeria japonica (Japanese cedar), 2581 nucleotides. RefSeq lists its product as uncharacterized. The coding region runs from base 432 to 1973 and encodes 513 amino acids. The transcript has 3 exons. The record is from RefSeq and is a predicted model, not a curated record. NCBI's taxonomy places the organism in Eukaryota, Viridiplantae, Streptophyta, Pinopsida, Cupressales, Cupressaceae. Gene Ontology annotation, molecular function: acetylglucosaminyltransferase activity.
CCUGCCCUAGGAAAAUGGAGUGCCCUGGUGGGACCCUGGUAGUGUAUCAGUAUGAGCAAAAGGCGCUUCCCUCUUCCCUGCUUCGUUGGACACAUGGUGUUGUAUUCUUUUUCCAUCACGGUACAGUCACACCACUCUGCCAUUCUUAUUCUAUUGGCUAUCAUUUCUAGAGAAAUACAUAGGAAAAACAAAAACUUGAAUAAAAUCAGAAAAAAAAUAACAAAAAACAAAUCUGUCCAACUCCGUGCCUAUCGCGAUCCUCCCUUGUUUCCGUCCCACAAUAUAUCUCAUCGGAGUGGGCAGGCAGAGAUUGCAGCCUUAAAAAAUCGCGUUCCAACGAGCUAUUUCGUGUUGAAUUUGAGCGAACACUGAAUCUGCACGACUCAUUUUUGUGCUCACAGCGAUCCCAUGUAAAUGCUUAACGUUUUGCAAUGUUUAAUCACGAAGAACACCGGCUAAUUCCUCGACACAGGAACUCCAGGUGCCGGCAUGGCCGAACAGGUACAGCAAUUGUGGUAUCCUUCAUGCUUCUUCUCUCCAUAAUUGCAUGGUUGUCCCUGGUUUUUUUGUCACAAACCCACUGUAUUCAGAAAACGGAAAAAUGGCAAGGAAACCCAAUAGCCUCAUUAUCAUGGCAGGCUUUCGAGGUCUCCUCCUCAGAUUAUAACGGUAUCCCUGCCACACGGUAUUUUUCCUCGAAGCCGAAUUCGACUCGAGGUUUCUUAACCCUAAGUCAGGUGGUUUUCGGCAUAGCGGGAUCGGUGGACCUUUGGCCUGUAAGGAAGCAGUUUGUGAGGCUAUGGUGGAGGCCGGAUGAAAUGAGAGGCCAUGUCUGGUUAGAAGAAGUGGUUUCGGAUGAUCUUAAUUUGCCUCCUGUUAGGGUUUCGGAGGACAUUUCCAGUUUUUCUUACACAAACCCCACUGGCAAUCCUUCUGGGGUAAGGAUUGCCCGGAUUAUUCGCGAGAGCUUUAAGCUUGGAUUACCUGAUGUCAAAUGGUUUGUGUUGGGGGACGAUGAUACUAUUUUUAACGUGGAAAAUUUGAUCAGGGUUUUGAGCAAGUAUGAUUCUUCUGAGAUGUUCUACAUUGGGAGCACUUCAGAGAGCCACUCUGCAAACACUUUUUUCAGUCAUUCCAUGGCUUUUGGUGGAGGGGGGAUCGCAAUCAGCUAUCCCUUGGCAGAGGCGCUUUCUGAGAUGUUGGAUGAAUGCUUCGAGCGGUACCCCAGAUUGUUCGGUAGUGAUGAUCGGCUGCAUGCAUGCAUUUCUGAGAUUGGUGUUCCUCUUACACGAGAGCCUGGUUUCCAUCAGUGGGAUAUUCGAGGCAAUGCACAUGGGCUUUUGUCUGCCCAUCCAAUUACCCCAUUUGUAUCCUUUCACCAUGUGGAAGCAAUCGAUCACAUUUUUCCUCAACAUAAUUCAAUGGAUGGCUUGAGACUUCUCAUGAAAGCAAUGAGGACAGAUCCUGGUAGCUUCUUACAGCGAUCAAUUUGCUAUGAUCAUAGAGAGAAGCUGACUUAUUCUAUUUCAUUGGGCUAUGCUGUUCAAGUAUUUCCAAAAAUUGUCCUUCCCCGAGAACUAGAACGUUCUGAGCGCACAUACACAGCAUGGAAUAAAUUAGACACUAGUAUUGAAUUUGAUUUUGAUACUAGAACACCACAGAGAUCUUAUUGCAAAAUGCCAUUCCUUUUCUUUUUGGAGGAUAUCCAUAAAGCAGGAAACAUGACUUCAAGCAUCUACACUAGAGACAAGGGAAGAGAUAAUUUGAAAGGAAGGGGCAUUUGCUUUUCGAGGGCUCUACCCCAGGAUAAAGUGCAGAGGAUCCAUGUUGUCAGCAAACCCAUAGAUGAAUAUUGGCAUUGGAUGCCAAGAAGACAAUGCUGUCGGGCGACAGAAACAAAGAAUAAAGUUCGAGAACUAACGGUUGGUCCAUGCGAACAAAGACGGAUUAGCUCUGCAUUGGCAUUUGCUUGAACUGAAUUUGGCAUUAUCUUAAGAUGUGCAGAUGGCAUUACAUGGAGCAAAACUAUUCUUCUAGGUAGUUCUGAGGACCUUUGCACCUUUGUAACUUACCUAACAAUUUUGGUUCUAGAAGAUCCAUUUCCUAUUCAGCCUGGCUCAGUUUGAUGGUCUGGCUCAUUGGCAAUGGGUUUCUUCAAUAAGAUAACAUCUAUUACUGUUAUCUUUCUUUGCCAUUGGCACCUGGUCCCUGUUGUGCAUCUACAUCGUUGGUGGAGAGAAUUAUUUCCUGUAUGAUUUAUUAAAUACCUUGGGCACACCAUUUUGUGCUCAGUUUCCCAAAUUUUAGUUGAAUUGAUUCUUUGCUUCCCCUUUUUAUCUGGGGGAUACACUUCUUAUGUACGUGUAAUUCAUAUAUGCAGUUGCUGAGAAGGGCAAUUGCCGGCCAAAAAUGUACCAAAGAGAUGUAAUUCUACGGGGAAAUUUCCUUGAUGAGCGAUAAGUCCCUGAGAUACACUUUUUGUAAUCAUGCUUGCAGCUGUAGAACUGAGAUACAUUUUUUGUAAUCAUGCUUGCAGCUGUAGAAUAACCGCACUGCUGAUUAGUUUUUUCAUUUUCACUUA